AUGUUCCUCUCCAUUCCUCUUUCUUCAGGAAGCAUGUGCAGAACUGAACACCAGAAGCAUCCCAGACCAGAUACUCUGCUGGAUGUGGUAUUAAAUGAAGAAUGUGAUCAGAACUGGUAUAAGGCAGAACUAAAUGGCAAAGACGGUUUCAUUCCUAAAAACUACAUCGAGAUGAAGGCACAUCUACAUCGGUUUUACGAAUCUGCCAGUAUAUUUGAGGAGCUUGACUAUAAUCAUGUUUCAAAAUCUUUGAGCAGCAGGAGUGAGCGUCUCCAGUAUCGCUCAAGAAUUCAAACUGGCAUCAGAAAGCCAGUCAAAGAUAAUAAGUCAUGUUUAAUCGAUAUUAAUCGUCUUCUCUUUUAUUGGCAGGUAUUAAAUGAAGAAUGUGAUCAGAACUGGUAUAAGGCAGAACUAAAUGGCAAAGACGGUUUCAUUCCUAAAAACUACAUCGAGAUGAAGGCGCAUCUGUUUGGCAAUGAUGUACAGCACUUCAAAGUGCUGCGUGAUGGGGCUGGAAAGUACUUCCUGUGGGUCGUGAAGUUUAACUCUCUCAACGAGCUGGUGGACUAUCACCGCACCACUUCCGUUUCCCGAAACCAACAGAUCUUUCUACGAGACAUCGAGCAGGUGCCUCAGCAUCCAACAUACGUGCAGGCCCUGUUCGACUUCGACCCUCAGGAGGACGGAGAGCUUGGCUUCAGACGCGGAGACUUCAUUCAGGUCCUGGACAACUCUGACCCCAACUGGUGGAAGGGCGCCUGUCACAGCCAGACGGGCAUGUUCCCACGCAACUAUGUCACGCCUGUCAAUCGGAACAUGUAAAGAAAAACCAAGCGAUUAGUGAAUAAAUUGUAAUUAGCGGCCCCUCACAUUCACAUACAAUCAGACUACCCUACAUCUCCCCGUCAACACCCUUAAACUCCUGUGAGAAUUAAAGCGGCACAGAGGAAUGGAAACCGUGACCGAAAACAAGGAGAGAAAAAAAACCGUAGCGGAGAGGCUGGAGGUUUCCACCUCUGCCGUGGUGCCCGGGCGAAACUAUUAUUCCUGAGAAUCGCGAUGUCUUCAUGAACGCUUGCAGUCCAGACUGAGCUGUUAGGGCGAAGGAAAGGCUGAAUCCUAGCAUAGUAAACCACACAUAAAUUAAAACAACAAUGAUUCUGUCUGUAGAUUCAUCCUGCUGCUUCUGGCUUCUUUUCUAGCAAUUAGAAUUCUUUUUGUUACAUUUUUGUUUUGUUUUGUUCUUGUUGUUUUGGCUGCAUGUUUAAAUCUCUUUAUAAUAGUACAUCCUGACGCUGUUUUUAAAAAGGAAAAAAAUAUAUAUAAAAAUGUAAGCGUAAGAAAUUGCAAACGCAUUGUACAUCUGGGCUGUGGAAAAAAAAAAACACCUAUAGAGAGAAUCCAUUUUUUUAAGAAUAUAUAUAUUAUAUAUU
This is a messenger RNA of Sinocyclocheilus grahami, 1433 nucleotides long. RefSeq names its product growth factor receptor-bound protein 2-like. Gene Ontology annotation, molecular function: protein binding. The transcript is spliced from 6 exons. Lineage: Eukaryota; Metazoa; Chordata; Actinopteri; Cypriniformes; Cyprinidae. The record is from RefSeq and is a predicted model, not a curated record. The coding region runs from base 1 to 822 and encodes 273 amino acids.